UGGCUCUGCCUUCUGCAGAUUUCACUUCCCCAGCUCUGCCAGAGAUGGGUGGCAGAGAUAGGGAUGCUGUCGCUGGAGGCGGUGCUUCCCCCUUUGCACAAGGCUCUGUUCCACACACACAGCCCCGUGCCGCCCACUCCCUGAUGCUUGUUCUGUGUUCCAUAAGCUAACCCCAGCCUUGCUGUCCCCUUUGAUUCUACAAGGAGGUCUUUUGGCACCCACCACCUGGGGGCAAGGGGGUAACAAUUAGGUUGUCUCGGUGGCCCCAUGGGCUUCCACUGGAACUGAGGGCUCCUACUGAAAACAUCAUCACUGUCUCUAUGGUAAUGCCACACCAAGGAAGGUCUGGAAUGCAGCAAAGCACCUCACCAGGGUCCCCUGAGCUGCAUCAUUUCCUAUAGUGACUGCAGAGAUAUUAUCUGCAUUGAUAGCAGCAGCACUGUACAGUCAGUUCUGGGUGCAGAUCUCUCACUUCUGAAAUAGCCUUAUCUGCUUCCUUCUCCUGGCCACAUUUGGUUUUCGGUUGCUGGUGAGCAGUCCUGGGAGAGCCUUUCGUUUUCUCCUUUUUCCACUUCAAAACAUCUUCCCAAAGAACUUGAAAGCUGCUGGGAUCCUGAAGGGCUGCAGUGGGCUUCAGAUGCGUCCAAAAGAAAGAACGUUUCCUGGAUGCUGAGACAUCUGCGCCCCAUGGAAGGGCAACAGCUGGUUUGCUGCUGAGCAACGAGGAUGUGAAAUUCUGGAGGAGGUUCACACGCCGGGGAGGCACAGAGACAGCCCACAGCAGCACCGCGGGUGCCACAGAGACCAUCAGUGCCCAUGUACCCACUGGGCAGCCCGUGCCCAGCCAGCAGCCGCCCCACAGAUGCGCCCUCCAACACCAGCUGGGCGCCGGGCAGCACAGACGCGAUCUACAUCGGCGCCGAGUGCCUGGUGGCUCUGCUCGCUGCCCUGGGAAACAUCCUGGUGGUCUGGGUGGUGAAGCUGAACGCAGCCUUCCACAACACUACCAUGUACUUCAUCGUCUCCCUGGCGCUGGCCGACGUCGCGGUGGGGGUGUUCGUCAUCCCGCUGGCCGUGUUGGUCAGCCUGAAGGUCAGCAUCCCCUUCCAUCUCUGCCUCUUCCUCUGCUGCCUCAUGGUGGUCUUCACCCAAGCCUCCAUCCUCUCCCUGCUGGCCAUCGCCAUCGACCGCUACCUGCGCGUGAAGCUGCCUAUCAGAUAUAAAAUAAUCACCACAGAGAGAAGGAUUUGGUGGGCGCUGGGGCUGUGCUGGUCUCUGUCUCUGCUGGUGGGAAUAACCCCAAUGUUUGGAUGGAACAAGCGAGGCAGCGCCCACUACCACGCAUGUGAAUUUGUCUCUGUGAUGAGGAUGGAUUACAUGGUGUAUUUCUCGUUCUUCACGUGGACUCUUAUCCCUCUGGGCAUCAUGUGCGCUCUCUAUGUCGCAAUAUUUUCCAUCAUCAGGACAAAGCUAAGUCAAGGAGCAAGCAAUGCGAGAGGGGCGGGCACAUUCUAUGGGAAGGAGUUCAGGAAAGCCAAAUCUCUGGCACUUGUUCUCUUCCUGUUCACAGUGUCCUGGUUGCCUCUGUGCAUUAUGAACUGCAUUUUCUACUUUUACCCUGAAUACAAGAUUCCUAAGCCUUGGAUUUUCUUGGGAAUCUUGUUGUCCCAUGCCAAUUCUGCCAUGAACCCCAUUGUCUACGCUUGCAAGAUAAAGAAGUUCAAAACCACUUACCUUUUAAUUUUAAGGACCUAUAUCCUAUGCAGAAAAAAACCCAAAGCUAGACCCAGUUCUUACAGAUCAAACACAGCAGCAGUCAAAAACAUAGAAUGAACGUUAACCCACCAGCAUCUAUCAGACCACUGAUAAAAUGCUUUAAGGAACUCACAGGAAAAACGUGUGCUGUUUCAUCUGCUGUCUUACACAAACUGUUUUACAAUGAGGGGAAGACCCUUGUACACCGAUUCCCAUUUGACAUUAAGCCCAAGAAUUAAUUUACGAACUUCUGCAUUGUUGUAUGCCAGUAAAUUUGGGUUGGUUGUUGCUGUGCCAAGCCCAGACCUUCUCAGCUAAGCACCUGCCUCCAAGAGCACCUUCUGGUUCUUGCUUACUGACUUCAGCGUUGCUUGGCAGACCGUGACCCAAAGCACUGGGAUGGACUUUUUACUGCCAGCUGCGAUCCACAGACAGUAAGGAAUGCUGCAACAGUUCUUGCUAAUUUCUAGCUUUAACUCAAGCUCAACAAGUCUUCUACUCAGCAUUUUGCUUUCUCUUUACUUGCACACAACCACGCUUGCUUUGAUGUUUUGCUCCAGCAAUUCAAGUGCAGUUACAGCAUCACGUGGGACCUCCACCUGCAAAUGAAAGACUGCACCAGGACCCACCCCUACCCUUGGGUCUGUACAUACACCUCUUAUGUCCGUAUGUCUGUAUUAUAUAGUUUCAAAAUACAAAAAAG
Molecule: messenger RNA, 2458 nt
Organism: Numida meleagris (helmeted guineafowl)
Lineage: Eukaryota; Metazoa; Chordata; Aves; Galliformes; Numididae
Gene: ADORA3
Product: adenosine A3 receptor
Exons: 2
Coding region: 817-1833 (338 amino acids)
Biological process (GO): G protein-coupled adenosine receptor signaling pathway
Cellular component (GO): membrane; synapse; dendrite
Molecular function (GO): G protein-coupled adenosine receptor activity
Source: RefSeq, a predicted model, not a curated record